AUGGCGGUUUUCGUGAUAACUUUAAUAGCAUUAAUGCUUGCUGCAAGUACAGCUGUGAAUGCCGAAAGAGUCUACAGCUAUCGCAUGUGCCCUAAUACUGAUUGUGAAGUUUAUGAUAUGUUUAUUGAUCCAUGUCCCGAAGCCCAAUACAACCGAGCAUGUGCAUGGCCAGAAAACUCGAACACGUCUGUCGCAUUCAUAUAUAAGCCUGAAUUUGGUGCGCACUUUCCAAGAACACAACUAUACGCUGAAACCUUUUUGACGGACUUCCCGUUUCUGGGCAUUAACACGAACGCAUGCUUAUACACAAGUUGUCCCGUAGUGAAGGACACCCAACAGUAUUGGCUGUUCGAUUUAUUCGUACCACCCAAAAAAUAUGUGAAGACUCAUUACACAAUCAAGUUCAUGUUAUGGGACAUCUUUAACAACCACCAACAGUGCUGCUUUACAUUCGACGUCAAGAUCGUUUAA
Macrosiphum euphorbiae (potato aphid) is the source of this 471-nucleotide messenger RNA. Lineage: Eukaryota; Metazoa; Arthropoda; Insecta; Hemiptera; Aphididae. The record is from the annotation of a GenBank genome assembly.